AUGGCGGAGGACCUGCACAAGCCUUACUCUUCCUACUGCGGGACCAGCGGCGCGCUGAGCAGUUUGGACUUCGGCCAGCUCUUUGCAGGCGACGCAGCCACUGGCAAGACAACAUGCAAGUUUGCUCCUCUUGUUCGGUUCGGCGAUUUCAUGGACACCGGGAUCGUGCGCCAAAAGACCACGACCAACUGGCCCGAUUGGAACCACCUCCUUGCGGAGAAUUAUGUGGAAUGUGCCGAGGGUGAAGGCCUGACAGCCUUCAAACUGGAGGCCGGGCGCAACCUCUACCGCCCCAUGGCAAAUAGUUCAGGUGGCCUUGGCUCAUGCUUCGACUACUACAGCGCACAGGUGGAGAUUGCCAGCUUCGGACAGUCCAUCAACAAUUGGGCAAAGCCAAUCCGAAUGAUGCACGUCAGCUGCGGGCAAAACGCGGUUCUUGGAAGCUUCCAUUUUGAAUUUUCAGAGGGAGGCAAGUGGGGCCGUGUACGCUAUCAAUGCUGCAAAGCGGGUGGCGCUCCCGUCAGCUUUGACCCCCGUGGGCAGCUGGCGGAGUUAGUUAGCCGCCAUGAGGGCGUCUUUUGCCCCACCAGCCGCGAUCACCUCACUGGCCGAGUGAAGUUUGAGGGUGGAAACGGACACCAGCUGUCCUUUCAGCGAGAAUCAGGCAAGUGGUGCAUUGGCACUUAUUGUUCCGACGUCACGAACAGCGCGACCCCUCUUGGCAUCAAAGGGGCGCCCUUUGAAGUCGUCAAUGUCAGCGACUUCGACGGAGAAUUUUUGGGACAGAUGCCGAAGGAGGAGAGCAAGGCUCUGUCGUUGGCGGAGGCUCUGCGCAUGAAGCCUCCCCGGCGACCCCCGCAGCCCAAGAUGCCGGAGCUGGCCGAAUUCAAAGCUGAGCAACCCAAGUAUGCCGCCGAGUGCCUCAACUACGAAAAUCUUUGGAAGGAUGUGACUGAGACCUUCAAGGACGAGGAGGACGAAGAAGUGCAAACAACGUCCAAGCUGGAAGCCGAUCCCGCAACCAAGGACAAGGACAUGGUCUCGUACCAUCCGUGCGAGGUUGCCAAGGGCGCGGGCGGCAUCUUUGGCCCAUGGGGCAAAGGUGACGGCUCAACGGCUCCCGAGAACAUGAUGUAUGCAGACUGGAACGACUGCAUGCAAGGAGACAUCGAGCGCGAUUUGGCUGCUGCUCAGCUGGACUACCACGGAGCACUUACUGAUUUCAUCAUGGACCUGACUGAGGAGACCAUGGGGGCAGUGUGUGGAGUCAUCCCUGAUGUCAUGAUUGCCCCUUUUGGUGCCGGUGUUGCGCUGAAUCCAGGAGAGAUUUGCAACGGAAUAUCAGAACUCAUCGGCGCAAUCAGCAACUUUGCAGGGCCGAUCAGUGGCUUCCACUUUGCCAAGCAGGGCUGGUCCAUUGAGCAGGAAGGCUACGCCGCCUGCAACCCCAUGCAGGUAGGCUUUGCUCGUGCCUUCUGCGACAUCCACUGCGUCCGGGAUGCAGUCAUCAGGGGGGACCGGUCCAUCAUCCGCAAUCUGGAGCUGGCCACCAAAAAAACAAACUUGAACAUGCAGGCUUUGGUGAAAUGGUCAGUGGAGUCGGCUAGGGUGGACAUCGGAUGGAUCGGCGACAAGCUGGAUUACAUGCACGCGAUCAACACCGCCUACUUGCAGGAGAUCCACAACAUGGUGACGCAACAGUCGCAAGCCGACAAGGACAGUCUCCUUCAAAGUGCAAAGGCCGCCACCGAUGCCAUGUUUGUGGAGCUGGCUGGAUAUGCGCAGGCCGCGUCAGCUGAUGAACUCUCCCGCAUCACAGCGAAAAGGGCCCUGGAUGAUUUCCUCAAGACGCCUGACCUCCCAUCCUGGAAGUCUGCCAAUGCCACAGCCGCUGCCUCCUUGUUUGCACGCCUUGAGAACCUGCAUCAGACGUUGCAGCGAGUUGGACAUGGCCGUGAUAAGGGCGAGAUGAUAAGUCGUCAGGUGGCACGGAGCGUACGACACCUGCAGCGACAAGCUAGCUUUCAGCUUCGAACCUUGGGGGUGUACCGCCAGGAGAGCAAUGCCUCUCACCACGCAGCGCGCAGCUCACAGAGCUCUGCGUCUUUGGCCCGCGAACGACAUGAGAUCCUGGUUGCCUUGGACCACAUCUGGUGGCAACUCCGCACAAAACUGGACAGCUACCUGGAUGUUGCAGAGGACGAGGUGCAGGCCUUUCAAAAUUCGCUCACGGAACUCCGCAGCUUCCUCGACUGCAACAAGGGCUUCUCUGACCUGGCCGCCGGCUACGCUGCCAACAUGGCCUCGCUGCGUCACAGUCAUCACUCACUCCGCACCACAUGGCGCCAAGGGACCAAUUUGCUCGGGGAGUUGGCAGCCGUCCUGACUGACUCCGAGGCAUUCAAAACCUUCGUGGCGGAGCAGGGGUGCCAGUCUGGGCUCAUGCGGCAAACGCUUCAGCAACUUCAAAGCGCGAUCUUCGGGAUGGCGUUCCUUCUGCACCGCUUCCGCGUGGCGCACCUUGCAGAACCAGACACUUCGGUGAUCAAGCAGACCACAAAGCGCAUUCAGGAGGCCUAUGCUGCGGCUACCGCCCAGUGCCAGUGA
This is a messenger RNA of Symbiodinium pilosum, 2607 nucleotides long. Lineage: Eukaryota; Dinophyceae; Suessiales; Symbiodiniaceae. The record is from the annotation of a GenBank genome assembly.